Molecule: messenger RNA, 456 nt
Organism: Radiomyces spectabilis
Lineage: Eukaryota; Fungi; Mucoromycota; Mucoromycetes; Mucorales; Radiomycetaceae
Product: glycine cleavage system H protein
Exons: 4
Coding region: 1-456 (151 amino acids)
Biological process (GO): glycine decarboxylation via glycine cleavage system; protein lipoylation
Cellular component (GO): glycine cleavage complex; cytoplasm; mitochondrion
Source: RefSeq, a predicted model, not a curated record
AUGGCCCUUAGACUUUUGUCCACACGUGUUGUCCGUCCCUUCGCUCCUGCCCUCCGUUUGGCAGCAGUCCGUGGCUAUGCCACCAAGUAUUACACCAAGGAACACGAAUGGCUCUCCGUUGAGGGUGAUAUCGGUACCCUCGGUAUCACUGAUCACGCUCAACAGUCUUUGGGUGACAUCGUCUUUGCUGAAACCCCCGAAACCGGUGACAAGGUCGAAGUUCACUCUGGCAUUGGUGCCAUUGAAUCCGUCAAGGCUGCCAGCGAUAUCUAUGCUCCCGUCUCUGGCGAGAUUGUCGAUGUCAACAGCGCCUUGGCUGACGAACCCAGCCUGUUGAACAGCUCCCCUGAAGCUGAUGGCUGGUUCGCCAAGAUCAAGCUCGCCAACCACGACGAGCUCAAGGAAUUGUUGGACGAAAGCGCUUACAAGGCUCUCUGCGAGGCUGAAGAACACUAG